UUGCAUCCACUUGACAUGGACUUCUCCAUCCGCACGGCAAACCUGGAUGACUGCAAGGACAUCAUGCGGAUGAUCAUGGAACUGGCAGAGUAUGAGAACCUGGCAGAGCAUGUGAAAGUGACCCAGAAAGACUUGGAGCAAGAUGGCUUUACCAAGAACCCGUUCUUUCAUGGCAUCAUCGCUGAGGUGCCAGAGCAGCACAGAACAAAAGAAGGACACAGGAAGGUCGGCUAUACACUUUACUUCUAUUCCUACAGCUCGUUUGUAGGCAGAGCCAUUUAUAUGGAGGACUUGUACGUGAUGCCUGAGUUCAGAGGGAAGGGUGUUGGUAAAGCACUAAUGAGCAAGGUGGCACAGCUGGCUCUGGCUGCUGGUUGCCACCAGCUCAACUUCACCAUCCUGGACUGGAACAAACCAUCGAUGGACUUUUACCUCGGCCAGGGCUGCUUCGAUGCCACUGCUACCAUAGGCUACCACUGCAUGCGCUGCGAGGGGGAGGCGCUGAAGCAGCUGGCUCAGCUUUAAAACAACCCUCAUGACUUUGUGACCUUUGCAGCCAUGAAGUCAGCCCACGCAUUGCAGGGAUGGAGCACCACUCAGUGGCCUCUUUCCAAAACUUGACAACUUAAGCUGCUACCACUACAUAGGUUGUCUAAAGGUCUGUGCUCAUAGGCUGACAGUGCAGCACACCUUUUAAAAUGAAUAUAGUUGAAAUAUGUUUAUAUCCACAUAAAUGGCAUAAAAUUGGUUUUCUAACUUAGUUGCACUUUUACUCUCAGGUAGU
Maylandia zebra (zebra mbuna) is the source of this 784-nucleotide messenger RNA. Its product is annotated as thialysine N-epsilon-acetyltransferase-like. The record is from RefSeq and is a predicted model, not a curated record. Lineage: Eukaryota; Metazoa; Chordata; Actinopteri; Cichliformes; Cichlidae. Gene Ontology annotation, molecular function: N-acetyltransferase activity.